AUGUCGAAGAAAAGGUCCGACGAGGGCAUCACCAAGCAUUUGUCCUGCCAGAGGUGCCGUAUAAGAAAAAUUAAGUGCAUUCAGGAGCACCCUUGUGCUAGUUGCAUUAAAGCAGGUGUGGAGUGUGUUCCAGUGACUGAUGACAAACGUAGUAAGAGACCAGCAGCAAACUAUGUGACGGAGCUUGAAAUUCACAUAUCCAAGCUACAAUCCAUUUGGGAGCGGUUGAAAGGUGCAAGCCCUAGCGAAAGAGAGAAGUUGUUGAGCAGUGUUACGGAUUUCCUGAAGGUGCCGUCAAGGAAGAUCAAGACUGAAGACUCACAGCAAAGAGAAAUAGACAUACCCAACUCUGCCACUGCGGCAGCUUCAGCUUCUGCUACGUCUUCCAGUUCCUCCUCGACGAAGCCUGACAACUCUGUAUACGGUCCAACAAGCGUGUACCACAAUGACCUAAUUACAAACCCCACCUUGCACUUGAAGCACGACGAUUCUACCAUCAAGUCGCUCAACAAGGACCCCGAUAUUCUCCACUGUAUAAAGACAUUCUUUACAUGGCAGUACCCGGACCACAACAUGUUCCUAUUCCGUGAAGCAUUUUUAAUUGACUUCUUCAACCCCAAGCCCAACUCCUUGUACUGUUCCAAGGCACUCAUCUUAUCGAUCUGUGCACUUGGUUCCAGAAUGUCCGAGAUCGACAGGAUCUUCGAGAAGUCCCACCUGUACUACACUGAGGCCCGAAGCUUGCUCCUAUCCAAGUUGGACCACCCGCUGAUCACAUCCUUGCAAGGGUUUUUGUUGCUAUCGUUCUACGACAUUUGUAACGGGUCGAACUCGUCCAGCUGGAUGCUCUCCGGGAAUGCCUUUAGGAUGGGCUACGAUAUCGGAUUUCAGUUGAACCCCUCGGUGUGGUUCAUGAAGUCGAGGGACGGUGACAACAAACUCUCCAACCUUGAUAUUGCGAUCCGUAGCAGAAUCUACUGGGGGUCCUACAUGGCAGAUCAUUUCAUAAGUCUUCUACUUGGCAGACCGUCGCUAUUGAAGAUGUCUGAAGCAUCCAUACCCGAGACUGACUACUUACCAGACUUAGAGUGGAUUGAUGAGUUCAUGUACCAGGACCCUACAAACAAACAUAAAGUAAAAGAAGAAAUGUCCAACAUAUCUCUGCCAUUGAAGAAUAUCAUCAAGUUAAUAAACAUUUCUGAUAGCAUGCUUACAGAUAUCUUCACGAGGUCGGAAGCUGAAACCGCAGACACUGACGAGGACCUUGAUAUAUCGUCGAGGUUGGAGAAACUCUCUCAGUAUAACAACAAGAUAAUGAAGUGGAAAGAGGACUUGCCCAAAGAUUUGUCUUGGGAUAGAGAGCUGCUAGGGAAGUCUGGAGAUAACCCGAUCUUCCAGUGUAUAAGAUACUACUACUACAUCUUGAUCCUAUGUCUCAAUAGACCGUUCAUAGGAGUGGUGAACAAGAAGAAUAGCAGCCCCACCUCCAGUAGCAGGCCGCUGCCCUCAGAUAUAUGCGAAGCUGCUAUCGGCGACUUACAUAAGGCGAUAUCUAGGUUCCAAGAGGUUCAUGGAUUGAGGAAGGCUUCAAUAUUCAUAGUCUACUGCUCGAUCUUGGCAAUCUCAGUACUAUUGCUCACCAACACAAGCAAGCAGUUGGUGGACGAUAAAAAGACAAAGCUUGACUUCUUCAUGAAUGUGCUAAAAAGGUGCUCCAAGACCUGGAACUUGGCAGAGAAGUCUUACAAGCUCAUUAAAAUCAAAUUGAAGUCUCUCAGAGAAGAGGAAGAGAGCAAUAACAACCACGUUCAUUCUACAACUGCGUUCACAAAUCUGAGCUUUACAUUGCCGAGAGCACAGUCUCCAGACAUCAAGGUGGAAGACUCAGCGCCUCAGUAUGGAGCAGCUUCUCCAAGAACUUACAACAUCAACAGAAGAACAUCCAUUGCCUUUCUAAAUGAGUUGACCAGGGAAAAGGAGAUUGAAAAUGUCAACUAUCAAAUCUUAAACAACCAUAUACACAUGCCCCAAAACCACUUGAAUGAGCCCUUUGUGCAAACUCUACACAACACCACUUCCAGCAACCAAGGCGGGCCAAACGCUAACAUUAAUAACAGCCCCAGUGACAUCAAAACGGCUUCUUCACUCGAGGCAGAUGAAAACUUAGACUUCUUUGGUGGCCCUCCAGUACUUAUGACAUCGGAUCUCUUCAAUGAAGACUGGGAAUCCUUGUUCCCUGAUUACAUUUUCAACCCCCACAACUAA
Dujonia railenensis is the source of this 2265-nucleotide messenger RNA. The record is from the annotation of a GenBank genome assembly. Lineage: Eukaryota; Fungi; Ascomycota; Pichiomycetes; Serinales; Debaryomycetaceae.